Molecule: messenger RNA, 2216 nt
Organism: Xyrauchen texanus (razorback sucker)
Lineage: Eukaryota; Metazoa; Chordata; Actinopteri; Cypriniformes; Catostomidae
Product: bcl-2-like protein 15
Exons: 4
Coding region: 292-759 (155 amino acids)
Biological process (GO): regulation of apoptotic process
Source: RefSeq, a predicted model, not a curated record
AUUUCCGCUGUUUGGAAACAUACAUACAGUGGACGUCUGAGAAGAAAUGAAAGCGUAGAACUAAAACCAUCAGUCGGUGUUGUUUAAUAUGAACGUUGCUGUUAUUUUGACGUAUAGAAAGCUAACCGUAACCGACAUAGAAAGAUAGAUGUUUUUUGGGCUUUUUUGUUCAUAAAUUCAUUUUUAAGAUAGCCUACCGUCAGAUACAGGCGUGGCCUCGGCGUUUACGUGACUGUGACACAGCAUAUCCCGGUGUUCACCUAUUUAGUUAUAGCUCUCCUGUUUAGCGCAAUGGCCCCCGCUGACAUCCAGCAACAAACAUAUGCUGUUAUAAGUUGCCUCCUACAAAAUGAACGGGAUUUCGAUAUGGUAGAACAUGAUGGUCCUGAAGACGAAAACGCGUUUGACCCAGUUACAAUAGCUUCAAAACUCAGGGAACUGGGUGACGAUUAUGACGAGAAAGUGAUCCAGCCACUUAUCAAGAACGUUCAGAAAGCUGCUGCUAAUCAGGUGGUGACUGCAUUCGCUGAUAGUGUGGACAGUCUUUGUAAGUCGUGGGUUGUGGAGAGAGCAGAAGUAGCCUCAGAGAAGCAACUCCUCAAGGCUGCUGUCACACUGGGACUCGUAAUGAAAAAGAACUGCCCUGAUAUGACAAAUGUGAUUGAGGUGGCUAUGGCUGGAUUUGUCAAUAAUCGUCUGACCAACUGGAUCGCUGAGCAGGGUGGCUGGGUCUCUGUCUCUAAGAAAAGCACACUUUGAGAUGAUUGGACAUCAUUCUCUCCCAAGGUUUCAAGAUACUUUUGUAAGACAAUCACAAAACCAGCAAUCUGAAGAGCCAUUUCUACAGAUCUUUUCUUUUGAAAAUGAUACUGUGAUGCACUGAAAGGUGUUUGUUUUUUGUUUUUUUGCAGGGAUACAUUUUUUAAAAUGGUGUUAUCUUAUAAAAAAGUCUUUACAAUAAAAUUGUAAAAGAAAUUGUACUUCCAUCCCACCCUGGUGAGUGGUGACAUUGUGUUGUAACCAAAAUGUGUGUGAAUGGACUAAAGCUGGUAUGUUAUUUGAACAUAAUGUAAUAAAUGUGUAAUAAAUUAGGCCAUCAUGUCCACACUAAUACGUUUUUUUUUUCAUAACGUCAGCAUUUUCCAAAGUCUCAAUUUUCAGUGAAGGAAAUCAUCAUUCCAGUGUGAAUAAGAGGCAUAUACAUAUCAAAAUGAAUACAUUCUCAACUGAAGGCUUAUUAGUGUGGAUGUGGCCUUAUAGAAGACACUUUUCAUUUGCUGGACUUCCUGCACUAAACCAGAUAAUGGUUAAUAAAAUACAAAAAUGUAUAUGUUUUAAACAUGCAAAGACUUUGUUUAAUGUUCUGUUAUUUUAGUGGUUUACUGAUUUAUUGUGUUAAUUGUCUAAUUUGUCCCCUUUUAUUAUUUUCCCACAUCAUUUAAUUAUGAGGAAAAACAAGGUGACUCAUUUAUGGCCUCAUUCACAAUAGUGUAAACUCAUUAACCUAAUCAAGUUCCUCUUUCAGUAAAUUUCCUUGCUUGAUUUUUAUCUUGAUUUGUUUUCUAAUAAACCUUAGUGUUUUUUGUUUUGGUCUUACCACCACAAGAGGGCAGCACCAUACCGAUUUACCCUUUGGUGGCUGCUUCAGUAAACUGAAUCAAGCACAUCAAUGGAUUGGUUCAGUUAUUAUUUAACAUAAAUGGUGAUCAUUUUUAUGUUUAAAAAAAAUCCCCUCAAAAUAAUUUCCCAUUGGACAAUAUUGGCCCUUAAUAAUAAUAAUAAUAAUAAUACAUUCUGAAGCUGCUUUUAAAUUAUGAUUUUUUUUUAUGUCCACAAGUCCCAUGCUGAUUUUCUGUUCCACAACUUUGUUACAUUCAAAAAAAAAAAAGGUUAAAGGGAUAGUUCAACCAAAAAUGUAUCUCAAAAUUGACUCAUGCCAUAUCAGAUGUGUAUGACUUUCUUUCAUACUUUCUCCAGGAUGUUCACGAGAGGUCAGAUUUGUUAUUUUGUUUUUUAGCGAUGCACUAUUUUCGUGUAUAUUGCCGCCUUCUGGAGAAAAAAGAAUUAAAAAAAAAACAACAACAGCAAAGUAAAAUAAUACAUUAUAUUUGCGCAACUGCACAGUAGGUGGUCAUUUACAUGACAUAAGGGUGAGUCAAUUGUGAGAGAAUUAAAAUUUUGGGGUGAACUAUUCCUUUGCAGAGUUUAAUGGAAUC